AUGAAGAAGAGCCAGACGGUGCAGGGCACCUUCAGCAAACUCUUCGGCAAGAGGCAUGCCCCCCCUGCCAACAGCGCCUCCCUCUAUGCCACCAACCCGCCUUGGAUCUUCGCCCAGGAGGCCCCCGACGAGGGCGCCCGGGAUCUCGAUGGCAUCUACUAUGGCGAGGGUCGGUUUAACACCGUGAGUGAGUCAGGCACUGCCACUCUGAAGGCACGGCCGAGAGUGCGUCCCCUGCUGACCUUCCUCCCGCUGAAUGCUCAGGAGAACCAUGGGCUGGCUGUGCCCACUCCUUCUGUCCCAGAAGACUUUGCAAACAAACAAGUGACAGGCUCCGGCUCACUAGUCAACGGCAACCUCCGCUUGUACAGCUCCGUGGGGGACUUAAGACCUGGGUACUAUGGCCAGGACCCACUCAUCCCACCACCUCCCCCAGGCCCAGCUCCGCGGCCACCCCUGGACCUGGACGCUUCACCACCUGGGGGGGAGUCCCCUCCACCCCCGCCCCCCUCCACAGCCCCACCACCUCCACCCCUGCUACUGGAACCCUCAACCCCACCUAACAUGGCCCCCCCUACACCCCUAGGAUUGGGGGCCCUGUCCCCCUCCUCGGCCCUGCCGUCCCCUACCACACCCACCCCUCCUGACUUCAUUCCCCCCGCCCCACCCUUGGCCAUUCCACCACCACCCCCUUUGCCAGCCCCAGCUCCUCCGGCCCCAGAGUCCCCUCACCCAACAGGGACUCGCCUCUUUCCUCCUGGGGGUGUCACCAAGUGGAAGUCGGAGGUCGCACUGAAUGGCCGGCAGCCAGAGGGCCCCCGAACCAGCCCCCCCAGGAGCCCCGCAGAGCCCAAGGGCAGCUCCCCGGGACCCAAGGCAGAGUCCCACCUCACUUUCCCCCGCUCACUCAAAGUGCCUCCCCCAACCCCAGUCCGGACUUCGUCCAUCCCAGUGCCAGAAACACAGGAUUACGCUCCAGAGGAAAGUGGUGGGGUCACCAAGCAGGUUCCCAGCCGGCUCCCACUGCCUCCCAGCUUCCAUAUCCGACCCGCAUCUCACGUUUACUCAGACAGCACCCCUGAGUCAGCAGGCCCCGGGGAGUCCGGGGAGCUGGCUAGUCCCAGGAAGAGUGGGCCCCAGGCCUGGACCAGGGAGCAAGCUCAGACUCCACCCCCAGCCCCACCCCUGCCCCCUCCUGCACCCCCACUCCCACCCCCUGCACCCCCUCUUCCCCCUGCUGCCCCUCCUUUACCUUCUGCCGAGAAGGCCUCUCCUCCCCAUGAAGGCUUCACGAAAAAGCCCAAACCCAGCUCUCCUGCCCCCAAACCCAAACCCAAACCCAGCCCGCCCAGUCCAGAGGACACCGAACCCACCGCCGCCACCCAGGACGCUGGGGCAUGGGACCCCGGGCAGAUGGAGAAGCUGCGGAACGAGCUGGCCGCCUACCUCUGUGGUGCCCGGAGGGACGAGCGCUCUGCUGGCCAGCGUUCGGGGCCCUCAGGGGCUCCCCAGGGAAAGGAGGGCAAGAAGGAUCCCAGUCCUGUAAAAAAGGAGACACCUCCAAGCCUGCCAGAGAAGGAGGUGCCUCCAAAUGUUCCUGAGAAGACCCCACACAGUCUGCCAGCGAGGGAGGCCACCCCAGGCCUGACCCUCCCACCUGUGGACUAUGCCCCCCAAGAGACCGCAGCUCCCAGUGUCCGGCAGAUCAGGAAUGAGCUGGAGGCUCGGCUGACCUCAUCCACGGAGAAGGAGGCCAAGCCCAGCCUGGGGUCUCUGCCCCCCAAACCUCGGCUGGAAAACAGAGCUGAGAACGGCUGGGUCUCCAAGUUGGGGGCCAGAAAUCCAUCACCACCCUCCACGACCCCUCGGCUGGCCUCAGCAUCACAGACUCAGGACACCUCUGGGGCCCCUACACCUCCCAAGGCCCUGCCUGGCUCUGUCCCAUCGGAGCCCGUGUCACCUCCUAAAGCUGUGCCAGGACCUGCCACACCUCCGCCCACCACACCGUCCUGGCGGACAGCAGAGAAAACUCCAGUCCUGGCUACUGGGCAGUGGAAGAAGCCAGGAGGGCCUGGCCUUGGGGAAUCGGCUCAACCAGAGGCACAAACCCCGAAGUCUCCCUCACCUGGAGCUGGCUCGUCUCCAGCCCUCCCACCUAAGAAAGCCAGCCUCUACCAGCCCCAUCACAGCCACGACAGUCCCCCAGAGGUGGCUGAAGAACGUGCCUGGACAGGAGGCCCCAGGAAGGACCCCCAGGACCUGCCCACCAGGUCUGUGGCCCAGGAUGAACCUCUCAGGCACCCCGUGACGGGUGAGGUGGUGGAGCGAGGUUCGCCCAUGGCCCUGCUCCUCGCUGCCAGGCAGCGGGCACAGAAGGGCAGGUCAGGAGGGGCACUAGGCCGGUCCUCGCUGCCAGGGAGCCUUCGGGGCCACGGCACCUGGCAGUCAGAGGCAGGCUCCGACAGCAUCUUCUACAACCAGGGCCGGCCCAACUCCUUCACGGUGGUCCCCAAGAUGCCCAGGGAGGCCGAGAAGGAGUCCCCGAAGCUGCAGGCCGCUGGGCCGGGCCAGUGGAAGUCACCCCAGCCCCACAGGGACCCCGAGGCCGCAGAGCCAGGCAGGGGGCACAGCUGGACGAAGGGGGAGCCCCAGGGGACUGUCGUGAAGGCCCGAGCGGGGCUCAAGGCCUUCUCAUCCCCGCCUUCACCCUCCUACGGGCAGGGGGACGGCAGCGAGGACGAGGACUUGGGGUUCAGCUUUGAGGUCAUCCCCCCACCGCCCGAGUUCAGCAGCGACCCAGAACCUGCUGCCCCAGUUCUGCAGUAUCCGGGCCGGACCACCAACAACCACUUGUCAGACUUGGGGACACCCCGAAGUUUUGCCCGCCCCAUGGUGGCACCAGGGCCACUGUCCAGCAGGACCGGAGGCCUGGAGCGCUUCUCGGGCACAGGCCGGUCGCUCAUCAAGAAGCGCCUGUAUGUCGGGGAGCCUUCUCGAGGCCCAGGGCUGCCCCGUGGGGGCACAGCCCGCAGCCUCAGCACCCCCAAUUGCUUUGGGCCGCCUCCCACGGGCCCUGAGAUGAUGCGGCGUGUCCACUCGGCCGGACGCGCGGCCCCCGGAGGGCUGCACGCACGCAGGAUGUCGCUGGAGGGUGCUGCUCGUGGGGAGGCCAAGUUCAAGGCCAGCAGCAAUGGAGGCAGAGACUAUGGCAAUGUCCCCACCGCCAGCAGGACUCCCCACAACACCCCCCACUAUGGAAGCCCCAUCAACACGUUCACCGUGAGACCUGGGACGCGUCACCCCAUCUCCUAUGCCUACUCGGGCACCCACCGGAAAGCUAUGUCCUGAGCCUGGCCACCUCUAGGCUCCAGACAAAGGGCAGAAUCUGGGCAUCUGUUUGGGGUGUGUGGGAGGGAUGCAGUGGGUGUCAGGUAGCCUGGCACAGACAACGGAGUGGGGCUCCCUGAAUAGAGACAACAAGGCCC
Molecule: messenger RNA, 3485 nt
Organism: Suncus etruscus (white-toothed pygmy shrew)
Lineage: Eukaryota; Metazoa; Chordata; Mammalia; Eulipotyphla; Soricidae
Gene: C18H6orf132
Product: chromosome 18 C6orf132 homolog
Exons: 5
Coding region: 1-3348 (1115 amino acids)
Source: RefSeq, a predicted model, not a curated record